AUGACUGGCGCUGCCGAAGUCGCCCACGGGCCAAUUCUCAUCGGUCUGAUGUUCAAUACCUUACUGUUGGGGGUGGUAAUAGCGCAAGUAUAUAUCUAUAUGACGACGUAUCAAAAGGAUAGGCUAUGGAUGAAGGCUUACGUUAUCUUCUUAUUCCUGACCAAUCUACUCAACUCUGCCUUUAUAAUGGCGUACACGUACAUCUCGUUGAUCAAGCAUUUCGAUGACGUUCCUUACCUAUACAACGCAACCUGGCUAUUCUCCACUGACCCCGCCUUGACGGGCAUCAUCGCCGGCGCCGUACAACUAUUCUUCGCAUGGCGCGUCAAAGUCCUCACAUCGAACUGGUAUCUCGGUGCCCUCGUCGCUAUCUUAGCCCUGACGGGCGUUGGUUCCUCCAUCGUAGUAGCCAUCAAGUCCGAGGCCGUUGGCGCCUUCACGAGAUUCCAAGAAUUCAAAUCGAUCGUAGUCGUAUGGCUCGUCUCCGCGUGCGUGGGGGAUUUCACCAUCACUGCCAUUUUGGUGUGGUAUCUGAGGAAGCACAAGACGGGUUUCCAAGGCUCGGAUGAAUUGGUUGAUAGAAUUAUCCGAGCGACGGUCCAAACUGGUUUGAUCACGAGUAUCAUGGCUAUCAUCGAUCUGAUUGUCUACUUGGUCGAUUCAUCGGGCUUACAUCUGUUGUUCAACUUGACCCUUGCGAGACUAUACACCAACACCCUCAUGAGCUCGCUCAACUCUCGCUCUGGAUGGUCAUAUUCGAACUCUAAUCCGGACUCUCAUUCACAGAGCGGGCUGGUUAGCACUUCGGGAGUCAUUGGGUCCGGGUCGAGGGGGAGGAAAGGGACAGGAACCGUCACGCGUCCCGAGGUGUUCGUGCACGUCGAACAGCACGAGUUGGGGGAUAUACGCUCACCUGGGGUCGUGUCACCGAGAUUCGUCAUCGAAGAUAUGAAUAAAGGGCAGGACGGGGGGGAUGAGAGUUCGCUGAAAAGGAUGGAGGACGAUUCGGUCUGGGAAGAUGGCGCAAAAAGGAACGGCACAAUUGUAUAG
Molecule: messenger RNA, 1050 nt
Organism: Guyanagaster necrorhizus
Lineage: Eukaryota; Fungi; Basidiomycota; Agaricomycetes; Agaricales; Physalacriaceae
Exons: 7
Coding region: 1-1050 (349 amino acids)
Source: RefSeq, a predicted model, not a curated record